GACGGAAGCUGACAGCGUGGAGAAGAAGAGUUUUUCCACCGGCUCUUUUCUUUCACCUCCGCCUCCCCGCUGAACGUCCAUCUCGAGUCAAACGAUGGCGAAUGUGGUGGAUACCAAGCUGUACGACAUCCUCGGCGUCACCCCGACGGCCACCGAGAACGAACUGAAGAAGGCUUAUCGGAAAUUGGCAAAAGAAUACCACCCAGACAAGAACCCCAAUGCUGGUGAUAAGUUCAAAGAGAUCAGCUUCGCCUACGAGGUGCUCACCAACCCUGAGAAAAAGGAGCUGUACGACCGCUACGGCGAGCAAGGCCUGCGGGAGGGUGGUGGGGGCGGGGCAGGCAUGGACGACAUCUUCUCCCACAUCUUCGGCGGUGGCCUCUUCGGCUUCAUGGGGGGUCAGGGGGGUCGCUCCCGCAACGGGGGCCGGAGGAGAGGGGAGGACAUGGUGCACCCCCUCAAGGUCACCCUGGAAGACCUUUACAAUGGGAAAACUACUAAACUACAACUUAGCAAGAACGUCCUCUGCAGCACUUGUAACGGGCAAGGAGGCAAGACGGGGGCGGUGCAGAAGUGUGGGACCUGCCGGGGCCGAGGGAUGAGGAUCAUGAUCAGACAGCUGGCCCCCGGGAUGGUCCAACAGAUGCAGUCUGUGUGCACAGACUGCAACGGGGAAGGAGAGGUGAUCAGUGAGAAAGACCGCUGUAAAAAGUGUGAGGGCAAGAAGGUGGUGAAGGAGGUGAAGAUCCUGGAGGUGCACGUGGAUAAGGGCAUGAAGCACGGCCAGAAGAUCACCUUCGGAGGGGAGGCAGACCAGGCCCCGGGCGUGGAGCCAGGAGACAUCGUCCUGGUCCUACAGGAGAAGGAGCAUGAGACCUACAAGCGAGAAGCCAACGACCUGCACAUGACUCACCGGAUCGGCCUGGUGGAGGCGCUGUGUGGCUUCCAGUUCACCCUGAAGCACCUGGACGCACGGCAGAUCGUCGUCAAGUACCCAGCGGGCAAAGUCAUUGAGCCAGGCUCGGUGCGGGUGGUGCGGGGGGAGGGGAUGCCCCAGUAUCGGAACCCCUUUGAGAAGGGAGACCUCUACAUCAAGUUUGACGUCCAGUUCCCCAGCAACAACUGGAUCAGCCCGGAGAAGCUGACGGAGCUGGAGGACCUGCUGCCCUCGCGGUCCGAGGAGCCGGUGAUCAGCGGCGAGACGGAGGAGGUGGACCUGCAGGACUACGACGCAGGCCAGGGCUCCUCGGGGGGCGGGCGGCGAGAGGCCUACAACGACAGCUCUGAUGAGGAGGGGGGCCACCACGGCCCCGGGGUGCAGUGUGCCCACCAGUAGGACGGCCCCCGUCCCUCUCACACCCUGUGGAGAACCUGUAGGAGUUCCACCUGGAGCCAACAUGUUGGUUCCUCAGACAGAUUGACGAAGGUCUCCCCAUGCAAUCAGAAAGUGAAAGUCUAAAUUAAGGGGUUUGUGAAGAGAGGUUUGUGUUCUGGGCUUAGUUUGUUUAUUUAUCUGUGGACUGUAAAACCCGGUCAUUUAUACAUUGCAUAUGUUUAUAAAUGAGUCUUUGGAUUCCCCCCCCCCCGAUGUGACAUGUGACAGCAAACGCAUGUAAAUCCUUCAUGUGACAAAAUGGACGUUUUCUUUUCUUCCACUAAAUAUCGUAGAAAAUACAGCGAACAAGUGGGCAUAAUUCUAGGGUUGGACUUCCUGGACCCCCUAGACCCCCAUACCAUACCACCUUGACCUCAUAUCUCCCGCUCCACCUCCCGCUCCUCCUGCUCCUCCACCUCAACCUCCUCCCAAGGAGAAACAGGCCAUCUAGAAGGCUUUUCACGUUGUGAUUUGUUGUUCAACGUGACUCCGCUGAGCCGUGAGAUGAAGACCAGGAUGCUGGACACUCACUGGUUCAGGGUUUCAUUCACUCACUUGGUUCAUGGUUUCAUUCACUCUCCAGCCAUUGUUAGAAAUUGUUUAUAUAUCUGCUUGAUUUUUACUGGUUUUCUUGGUAGGUUGUUUUUACCUGUUAUUUCCUUUCUAUUGUUUUAAUUCAAACGUUGUGUAUAAUAUGAUGAAACUGAACAGUACUUUUUUCAGCUGCUGCGUUCACUGCUUUAGGAUGUGAUGACCCAGGACAUUGGACACCAUUCGCUGGUUAAGACUGCUUUGGUUCCUACGCUGGAUUUAAACAGUGGGACACACUUUAUUCAAGCUGCAAACUUAUGGAAAAAUAAGAUUGAAGUUGUUAAAUAAAAUAUCAA
Messenger RNA from Gadus macrocephalus (Pacific cod), 2262 nucleotides. RefSeq names its product DnaJ heat shock protein family (Hsp40) member A2a (gene dnaja2a). The record is from RefSeq and is a predicted model, not a curated record. Gene Ontology annotation, biological process: response to heat; protein refolding. Lineage: Eukaryota; Metazoa; Chordata; Actinopteri; Gadiformes; Gadidae. Gene Ontology annotation, molecular function: ATP binding; Hsp70 protein binding. Bases 95 to 1336 code for a protein of 413 amino acids. Gene Ontology annotation, cellular component: cytoplasm; cytosol. The transcript has 9 exons.